Messenger RNA from Penicillium griseofulvum, 1797 nucleotides. Its product is annotated as putative citrate synthase. Gene Ontology annotation, cellular component: mitochondrial matrix. Gene Ontology annotation, molecular function: carbon-sulfur lyase activity. NCBI's taxonomy places the organism in Eukaryota, Fungi, Ascomycota, Eurotiomycetes, Eurotiales, Aspergillaceae. The record is from RefSeq and is a predicted model, not a curated record. Gene Ontology annotation, biological process: tricarboxylic acid cycle; carbohydrate metabolic process. The transcript has 9 exons. The coding region runs from base 1 to 1797 and encodes 598 amino acids.
AUGCCUCUCUCCGGACACUGCCUCUGCAAAGCCGUCACAUACACCGUGGACGUUGACGCUCCUCUGGUCACUGGCUAUGACCACUGCGAUGACUGCCAACGCCAGAGUGGCUCAACCUACUCUCUUGUCGCUGUUGUCCCCAAGGACAAGCUGACUAUCCAAGGCCCCACCAAGAGCUGGGCUGGAAAGGGUUCCUCCGGCCUCGCCGUCCACCGUAUCUUCUGCUCUGAGUGUGGUUCCCCGAUCGCCCACGACCCUGAUGCAGCUCCUGAAAUCAUUGCCAUCAAGGCUGGCACCUUGGACACUGAGAUCAAGAAGAACCUGAAGCCCGACACCGAGAUCUGGACCGUUGGCAAGCUUCCUUUCUGCCAGGAGAACCUUGCCCGCCCAUUCAAGCACAUGCCCGAUAACCGAAGGAUCUUUGUCGGCAAGGUGAUACAACCUAUCUUGUGGGUUUGUCACAUGUGCUUCACAAUGUCUGGAACUCUAUUCAUCCACGAUUCACGCACUUAUGUGAAUUACGAGAUUCCCAUUAACCAAAACUCAGUACGAGCGAUUGACCUUCAGCGUAUCCGAGCGCCUUCGCUCAACAGCAACCACGCAGACCAACUUGCGCAUGGAUUGCGUGUCUAUGAUCCUGGACUGCAGAACACUGCAGUGACACAAUCGGCUAUCAGUUUCUCUGACCACGAGAAUAGUCUACUUCUGUAUCGAGGGUACACCCUAGACCAACUCUGGGGAUGUGACUUUGAAGAAAUGUUCCAUCUGCUGCUAUGGGGCAAAUAUCCCACAGCGAGUCAAUCCGAAGAGCUACGUCAGAGACUAGCACAGUAUAUGCAAGAGGUCCCUGAUAUUGUGCGCCAGACUAUCUUUAAUCUCCCAAAGACGACCAGCCCACUGCCGCUAAUAAUAGCCGGCCUUUCAGCUUACCUUGCCUGUAUACUCGAUGUGAUCCCAGCAACCACAAAUGCGACAGUCUUCCAAACAGACUUCAAACGAGCUGACCAAGUUAUCCUCCAAACCGCUGCUGCCUAUGCCGUUGUCUUUGGAGCCGUACGAUCCCAUCGGAUAGGCAUUCCCUGGAGGAGUCCAUCUCCCCACCAAACCUACUACGAGAAUCUAUUCACAAUGGCCGGCCUCGUUGACCCAGAGACAAACCGCCCUGAUCCUAUACGCGUAUCCUGCUUCCGUCGCUUUGGAAACCUCAACGCCGAGCACGGAAUGGCUCUAUCAGUCUUCUCAGCCCUAGUGACUGCCUCAUCUCUAACUGACCCUGUAUCCUGUCUGAUAUCUGCCGUGGCCGCUGCCCAUGGUCCCCUACACUUCGGCGCAACAGAGUCGGCUCAACGCGCUCUCCACGACAUCGGAGAAUUAGAGAAUGUCCCAGCCUUUAUCGAAGAAAUAAAAGCCGGAAAGCGAAAAUUAUUCGGGUACGGUCAUCGCACUUAUAAAGGAAUGGACCCACGUGUGCGUCCUAUCCAGAGCAUCCUGAAAGAUUUGGCCUAUGUGCAUCAACCACUAUUGAAAGUUGCCGAAGCAAUCGAGGAGACUGCUGCAAAAGAUGAUUACUUUAGUGCACGGGGUUUAUACCCAAAUGCGGAUUUCUACGGUCAGUUUGUCUUUACUGGAAUCGGGUUUGAACCUGAUAUUAUUCCAGCAGCGAUGCUUGCGCAUCGUAUUAUGGGUAUUAUGGCACACUGGAGAGAGUACAUGGUCACUCGCGGCAAACUGUUUCGACCUACUCAUCUGUAUACGGGAUACACUGAGCUGAAUCCCGAUCCCAGAGCUAAGAUAUAG